This is a messenger RNA of Cuscuta campestris, 1145 nucleotides long. NCBI's taxonomy places the organism in Eukaryota, Viridiplantae, Streptophyta, Magnoliopsida, Solanales, Convolvulaceae. The record is from the annotation of a GenBank genome assembly.
GGGGAACCAUCAUGUAGCUGAAGAGGAGACGACGAAGACAAGAGGUAGUGAUAGAGUUUGCAUCUUCCAUGUUGUGGUCAAUCAGAAUGUUAUAAAUGUACUGACAUUGAGACAAGAAAACGCCUCCAAAAACGGGAAUGACCUAAGAUCUUUAAGAGAGAAUCGACAAAAUAGCUUGUGAACAAAACCAUCAAGGGCAGCUGUAGAAUUUCCUGUGAUAACAAUAUCAUCCACAUAUACCAGAAAAUAAAGGCUAACCGCACCCUUGGCAUAAAUGAAGAGCGAAGCAUCCACCCUUGAGUUGCAAAAGCCAAAACCAAUCAACAUAGCCAAGAAGAUUCAAGCCAAUAAGGGUGGUUUGAACCUAACGAAGCCAAACAAGGAAGUUUGUCUUGGUCAAUCUUAUGGGAAAAUGCUUGGAUGCGGAUAUGCGAACAAGGUCCGACGAAGGGGACAAACUAGAGCCCACGGAGACAGAAACAUCGAGAGACAUCAUUAGUGGCCGGGGAAUAAAUAUGUUUAAACAUAAAGCCCUAGUACCAUGUAAACUAUACAUGGAAUUGGUUAUAUCUAUUAUCACACAAGAGAAGCUUUAUACAAGUACAUGGCCAACCGAUGCUACAAAGAAGGGAAGCAGAUCUGUAACACAAAGAGAUGCACUAGACAGAUCCUAAAUACUCCCAUCCGUCCCUGAGUAUUUGUCCAGUAUUCCUUUUUUAGUUGUCCCUCAAUAUUUGUCCACUUUCUAUAUAUAGAAAGAAAAGUUAAAUGAAACCCCCAUAAUACCCUCUCAACCACUCAUCUUUCCCUUCCUCUCGGCAAUUCCAUUUCACAAUCUUUUUAGUUUUUACUCUAAUUCACCAUCAAAUUAUCAUCUCCUCUCUCAUCUCUGAUUCUCCUUCACUCACCACUAUCAUUUCCUCUCUCAUCUCCGAUUCUCCAUCCUUAAAUAUCUUUCUCUCUCUCUCAUCUUCUAAUUCAAUACUUGCUAAUAGGUGGUUGUCUUCUUCGAUGGUUACCUCGAGCUGGACGUUUCUCUGAUGCCCAAUGGACGGCGAUUAGAUGUCUUCAACGAAGAGAUGUCUUUGAACACUAGAUCUCUUCUUAAGAUCUACAUCUUUAACUACUAAAUUUCUUAAAAUUUA